Molecule: messenger RNA, 2376 nt
Organism: Tilletiopsis washingtonensis
Lineage: Eukaryota; Fungi; Basidiomycota; Exobasidiomycetes; Entylomatales
Product: Sec1-like protein
Exons: 4
Coding region: 23-2251 (742 amino acids)
Biological process (GO): vesicle-mediated transport; intracellular protein transport
Cellular component (GO): fungal-type vacuole; CORVET complex
Source: RefSeq, a predicted model, not a curated record
CCAUCGCCGUCGCCUCGCUCCAAUGACGGCGCCGUCCACCUCGACCCCCGUCGCUGGCGGUCUCGACGUCUCGCCACUGCGCGCUCUCGCUCUCCGCGCGCUCCUCUCCGCACUCGAUGCCAUCCCGGAGGGCAAGACGCUGCUCCUGGACGCCUCUCUCGCGGGUCCGUUGGGCCUCGUCGCCGACGUAGGCGCGCUGCGGCAACAUGGCGUGGAACGCAUGUUCUGGCUGGAGGAGCCCAAGGAAAAGGGCUCAAGCACGAAGGAACAGAUGGUCAGCGCGCCGACGAGAGCGGUCGUCUAUGUCUGCAGACCGGACGCGAAGUGGCUGAGGGUCGUCGCUGGCCACGUGGCGGCUGAUCGAGCAGCGUCCGGCAGUUCCCUGGCGCACACCUACCAUCUCCUUCUCUCGCCUCGCCGCACCGAGCUCUCGCUGCAUCUCCUCUCCACGCUCUCUUCCUCCUCUUCAACGCCGCUUCUCGCCGACGUGCAUCUGCACGACCUUCCGCUCGAGCUCAUCCCGCUCGAGUCGGACUUGCUCUCGCUCGAAGACCCGCGUGCGUGGAGCCGCAUCUGGCGAGAUGGAGAUUUGGGAGGGCUGCAUGAGACGGCGUUGGCUUGCAUGACGCUGCAGCAUCUGUGGGGAGCGUUUCCGAGGAUAGUGGGCAAGGGCGAUGCUGCGCAGCGGCUGGCGACCCUUAUGCUGCGUCAGCGAAGAGAAGCACUCGCGGCAGACCCGACGAACCCAGCGCUCACAAAUACCAGCUCCGUCGUCGACUGUCUCGUCGUGCUGGACCGCACCACAGAUCUAGCAACGCCGCUGUGCAGCCAGCUUACCUACGAAGGUCUCGUCGAUGAAUUUGUCGGCAUCAAGAGUGCCCACGUCGAGGUGGACGCAUCGUUGCUCAGCACUACGGCACCGGGCACUCCCGGCGCGGGGGGCAGUGGCGCCGCAGCGCCCUCGGGCAGCGGCACGCCCUUGCAAAUGACGUCUGCGCCCAAGCAGAAGAAGCAUCGUCUCGACGCCACCUCCGACGUCCUCUUCGGCGAGCUGCGCGAUCUCAACUUCAGCGUCGUCGGCGAGGCUCUCCAUCGCGCCGCGCAGCGUCUGACGGCGGAUUACGAGGGCCGACAUGCUGCACAGACGGUGGCUCAGAUGCGCGCUUUCGUUGGACGAUUGGGUGGACUACAAAGCCAUCAUGCGGGUCUACGUCUUCAUACAAGUCUCACGGAACGGCUCAUGGCCGCCACCACGACGGCAGAGUUCAACGCCUCGCUCGAGAUCCAACAGAACAUCGUUGCGGGCCUCGAGCUGCCUGCGCAACUGACGGCCAUCGAGAGUCUCGUGCACGCUGAAGCGCCAUUGCUCCUGGUGCUGCGACUGCUCUGCUUGCUCUCGGUCGUAGGCGGCGGCAUCAAGGCUAAAGCACUCGAGAGCAUGACGCGCGAAGUCCUGCAGACGUACGGAUAUGAGCAUCUACCUCUGCUUCUGGCGCUCAGCAAAGUGGGCCUCCUCUCUCGAGCGCCUGCGUCACUGCCUCGCGGCGCGCCAGUGUCCGGCUUUGCCGCAUCGCGCGCACCAUUGAAGCUGGUCAACGACGACGUCGACGAGAAGCAGCCGCGCGACAUCAGCUACGUCUUCUCCGGCUACGCGCCACUCUCGGUACGCCUCGUGCAAGCAGUGACGCAGAAGGAGGCGCUGCUUGAUACUGCGGGCGCCGGCACCAAGCGCAACGCGACGGCGCCUCUCCCGCGGGCUCAUGCGAUCGUGGGCUGGAAGGGAUUCGAGGAGGUACUGGCUGCGCUGCCGGGCGCUACAGUCGACGAGGAGCAGCGCUCCAGUACGACCGGCAGUAGCGGUAGUACCUCGGGAAGCGUUCGUGCGCAACCCGGCACGACAUCCAAGGCCGCUUCCGCUGCUGCCGCCGCAGCCGCCGCCUCCGCCUCCUCCUCCUUCACACCUCGUCUGCCACCUGCUUCCACCGCGACCGUCGCGCCAGGCGACGAGGCCAUCAGCACCACCAUCGUGCUCUUCCUCGGCGGCGUCACGUAUGCCGAGGUCGCCGCGCUGCGCUUCAUGUCGCGCCAGACGCGCACGCGGCGCUUCGUCAUUGCGACCACCAACAUGAUCAACGGCGACGAGCUGGUACGCUCUCUCGGACCCGAGCUUGGCAUCACAGCCAGUGCGGCGUCUUCGCCGGCGUUGCCUGCGGCGGCACCAGCGGCUGCGCAGACUGCUGCCACGUCGUGAGACUCUCUGCUCCUCUCCUUCGCUUCCAUGCGGCCUCAUUGCCGGGCCCCUUCCAUCUCCAUUCUUCCUGUCUCGCGCCCGCAUCAUUUGUAUACCACUCCCAUAUCAUCCAUUGCUCCGUUGUC